AUGGAUUAUUCGACGAUAAGCAACAAAACUAACUUUACAGAAGUGGAAGAACUAACGAACGGAGAAUUGAGUGAACGGUAUUAUUUGCUACGGAAACAAUACGAGAAUUUAUCCAGCAGCUAUGAAACGACAAAACAGGAGCUUCACGAAACCAGACGUAAUUAUCAAACCGCUCUUGAUGUUCAGAGUCAUUUAAAUGCGGAGUUGGAGAGCCUGCAAGUGGAUGAGGAGAAACGGCGAGGUGAUCUCAGUUCUCGCAUCAAUUUGCUGCAGGAGCAGAUAUCAGGACUACGGGAGGAACGCCUGGAGACUGAAACUCGUCAUGCGAAUGAAAUAAAAGAGUUGGAAUCCGAGAUUAGGCGUCUCAAGGAAGAAAAUGCCGUCGUGGACUCUAGGAAGUCACCAGAACGGGACACAGGCGAGCUGGAUGAGAUUCGUUCAGCAUUAUCAAUGGCGUUAACGGAAGCUGCCUCUGUGAAAGCAGCUCUUGAAGAGGCACGUUCAGAAAACGCGUCUUGGCGUUUAAAAGUUGAAGAGUUGAUGUCAGAAAUUGGUGAACACAGAGCAGCUUCAGAGAUACGAAGGGAAGAGCUGAAAGCAGUUGCGGAACGUGAGGCGUUAGCUUUAGCGGACUUAGCUGAGGCCAGGGCUAUGUUGCAUCAAGCAGACUCGCAGGAUUUACAGCCGCAUGCUGCAAAAGGUAAUUCAAUAUUUGCCGAAGUAGAAGACAAGAGACAGGAAAUGGCCAAGAACUUGAUACAAAUGAAACAGACAAAUUCCAGGUUAAGACGAGACUUGGCAAACAAACAGGCCGAAUUGGAUGCUCUAUUGCAUGAGAAGCAGACAAUAUGGGAGCAACAAGCAGGAGCCGCCGCACAUUACGAUAAGGAAUUGCUUGAUAGCUACUCAGAGCGAAUCACGCAGCUGGAGGGUGUGUGUGAGAAGCAGAGGCGUGAAUUGGCUCGCUGGUUCAAACAAGCAGAGCCCAGCGCGCAUAGCUGGCUACCGGCGCUCCUGGAUCAUCUUAAGAGCGAAUGCGAACAGCUGCGCGCCGAGGUGCUGUCCCGCGGCGCGGCGCAGUUGGCGAGCGCCGCCCAAGUGAGGGAGCUGCGCAGGAAAAUCGCCCUUCUGAGCGGCCAAGCGCCCAAGGCGCCCCCCUCGCCCGACGCCGCCGACAAGGGCGAGAAUCGCGUGCAGCGGGUCCCGCCCACGAGGAGGCCCGCUGCGGACGAUGUCAAGAAGAAAGUCUCCUUCAAC
Iphiclides podalirius (scarce swallowtail) is the source of this 1257-nucleotide messenger RNA. NCBI's taxonomy places the organism in Eukaryota, Metazoa, Arthropoda, Insecta, Lepidoptera, Papilionidae. The record is from the annotation of a GenBank genome assembly.